Entamoeba dispar SAW760 is the source of this 1677-nucleotide messenger RNA. RefSeq names its product serine/threonine protein kinase ark1, putative. The record is from RefSeq and is a predicted model, not a curated record. Bases 1 to 1677 code for a protein of 558 amino acids. Gene Ontology annotation, cellular component: cytoplasm. Gene Ontology annotation, molecular function: protein serine/threonine kinase activity; ATP binding. The transcript has 4 exons. Gene Ontology annotation, biological process: protein phosphorylation. NCBI's taxonomy places the organism in Eukaryota, Evosea, Mastigamoebida, Endamoebidae.
AUGGAAAACACAACUUUUGAUAGUUCUGAUCCUUUUGAUUAUCCAAUUGAAAAAUUACCAGACACAAUAGGAAAGUAUCAACGAGGAUUAUUGCUUGGACAGACAUAUGCAGGAUUUAUAUAUUCAGCAAUGGAAAAUGAAAGUAAGAAAAUAGUAAGUUUAAUACAAGUGUACCCACCAUUUGUGACAAUGAAAUGGGAAGAAGUGAUUGAAUAUCAAAAGAAAUUAAAUCAAGGGAAUAUCUUAAAUAUUGAAGAAGUGAUUAGGGAAGAUAAUCAAUGUAUAUUAGUUGUUGAAUAUUGUGGAUUAGGACAAAUUAGUGAUUACAUUUAUUCAACAACAAGAUUUAAUGAAGAAACAGUUCAGAUAGUAGUGAUUCAAAUUGUAAAUCUUCUUCAAUACCUUUCAUUAAAUGGGAUUAGUUAUGGACAUUUACGAAGUGGAAAUAUUUUUAUUAAUUUAGAAGGAAAAGUGAAAUGUUUUGGGAUAUUUCCUAAAGGAUUUGAAAAAGCAGCUGGACCUUCAUUUGCACCACCAGAAAUAUUUAGUGGAAAUAGUGAAAUUAAAGAAAGUUGGGAUGUAUGGGGAUUAGGAGUUAUUAUUAUUGAAAUGAUGAAUGGAACAGCACCAUUUGCAGAAAUGGCAGAAUUAAUAAAAAUAUUUCAAGAAGGGAAUGCAAAAAUACCAUUACCAAAGAAAUCAAGUGAAGGAUUAAAAAAUUUACUUGGAAAAUGUCUUAAAAAAGAAGCAAAGAAAAGGUGUAAAAUUAGUGAGAUAUUUGUACAUGAAUGGAUUAAAGAUAAUCUUUGUGAAAGUGAAGUUCUUGAUAAAACAAUAUUAGUAGAGUUUUUAGAAGAACAAGUACCAUAUGAAAAUUAUAAUAUAAAAAGUGAAAAAAUAAAAAAGUUUAUUGAAGAAUGUCCAACAUUAAAAGCAAUAAAUGAAGAAACAUAUCAAGAAAUUAGUGAAUUAACUAAUUUAAAAACAACAAAAACAUUACUUAGUAAAGUUAAAAGUGAAAUAGAAGAAAAUAAAGAUAUAAUAGAAGAAACAAAAGAAAAUUGUUUAAAUUUUAUAAAAGAAAUGGAAAAAGAAAUAGAAAGAACAGAAACAGAAUAUAAAACAGUUGCUAAAGUAAAAGAUGAAGUAUAUAGAGAAAGUGUUAUGAGUUUAGCAAAAAAAGGAAAUGGAAUAAAUCAUCCAGAAAGUGAAGAAUUACAAAAUAAAAUUAAAGAACAAAUGAUAACAAAUCAAAAACUUGAAAAUCAAUUAUUAAAAAUUCAAGACACAUUUUGUAAAUCAAAAGGAGGAAUAGAAAGUCUUGCAAUUACAUUAUAUGGAAAAUUAACAAGUCAAACAAUUAAUGGACAAAAAAGUGGAAAUUUAUUAUGUUCAUUAGAUAAAAAAGAAAAAACAAAAAAUUUUAAAACAGUUUAUGUUAUUUUAAAAGAUAAUUUUUUCUUCUUAUAUAAAUCAUCAAAUGAAUCAUCACCAAUUCAAAUAUUAUUAAUAUCAAAACCAACAAGUAUUAUUAUUGAAGAAAAAUAUGAAAAACCAAAUGCUUUUUUAGUUGAAAAAUAUAUAUUUAUUGCAAAUGAUUUAAAACAAAGAGAUGAAUGGAUUAAUGCUAUUAAAAAUUGUAAACAAUGGUUUGAAACAAGUAUUAAUGAAAAAUAA